This is a messenger RNA of Salarias fasciatus (jewelled blenny), 735 nucleotides long. RefSeq names its product vegetative cell wall protein gp1-like. The record is from RefSeq and is a predicted model, not a curated record. NCBI's taxonomy places the organism in Eukaryota, Metazoa, Chordata, Actinopteri, Blenniiformes, Blenniidae. The transcript is spliced from 3 exons. The annotation marks the transcript as partial.
GCACCACCAGCACCACCAGCACCACCAGCCCCACCACCACCACCAACAAUGCCACCAGCCCCACCAGCACCACCAGCGCCACCAGGACCUGCACCGCCACCAGCACGACCAGCCCCACCACCACCACCAAUGCCAACACCACCACCAACCCCACCACAACCACCAGCUCCACCACCUCCACCAGCACCACCACCAACGCAUAUGCCACCAACACCACCAGUGCCACCAGCACCACCACCACCACCACCACCACCACCAAUGCCACCAGCACGACCAGCACCACCACCUCCACCAGCAGCACCACCAGCACCACCACCAACACCAAUGCCACCAGCACGACCAGCGCCACCAGCCCCACCACCAGCACCACCAGUGCCACAAGCCCCAACAGCACCACCACCAACACCAACAGCCCCACCAGCACCACCACCACCACCAAUGCCACAAGCUCCACCAGCACCACCACCACCACCACCACCAAUGCCACCGGCACCACCAAUGCCAACAACACCACCAAUGCCACCAGCCCCACCACCACCACCAAUGCCACCAGCACGACCAGCACCACCAGCUCCACCACCACCACCAGCACCACCAAUGCCACCAACACCACCAGCCCCACUAACACCACCAAUGCCACCAGCACCACCAAUGCCACCAGCCCCACCACCACCACCAAUGCCACCACCACCAGCUCCAGCACCACCACCAGCACCACCACCAACUCCACCAGCA